Caenorhabditis sp. 36 PRJEB53466 is the source of this 2281-nucleotide messenger RNA. The record is from the annotation of a GenBank genome assembly. NCBI's taxonomy places the organism in Eukaryota, Metazoa, Nematoda, Chromadorea, Rhabditida, Rhabditidae.
AUGCAGGUACAUUGACCAGCAGAUAUUGUGAAAUUGCUCAAAAACUUUCAGAAGAGCAAGAAGAGCAUCGUAAGGGAUGGUAAUAAUACUGAAAGUUUCACAAUAUUCUUCAAGUACUGCACACGGUCCCCGGCAAUUCAUACUGGUAAAAUCCCCGCCCUGGUAUCGACUAUAACUACAGUAACCUGAAAGUGGGAAUUCUACUUCACCGAUGCUGUUGCUGCCAAGUGUAAGUUUUUCUUUGUUGAAUUCUAAAAUGAUAUUAGCACAUUUUUCAGUCUUUCUUCGGCUUUUUCUGUACUUUCAGCAGUUUUUUUUUUCAAUUUGCCGCAUAUUUUUCCGUUGUACACAAGUCCACAGCAGCGAAAUCGCUGGGCUGAGUAUUUAAUCCACGCAUUUUUCUCGGCCAUUGUAUGAAUUGCCGGGCCGUGUCCAGACUAUUCGAUCUGAUAAAAAUCCUGGAAUUGGCAAGAGAAGUCUGCCAAAAAAAUACCAUUUCCUCAAAGAAAGCAAUGAAUGCAUCACACCUUGAUGGCAAACACAAAACUCUGUUGUUAUUUCUCGAAUUUUCCUACUCCAGAAUCACACACACACACACACAUAUUUCGGGAGUGGCCAUUCAAGUGACCGUUUACAUGUUUUUGGUUCGGCGAAUGUUUGUGCAAAAAUGAAUACAACCACGAGUGUGUGUGUGUGUGUCGAUGACGAGAAAAGUUGUACAAAAAAGUGGGCGGCGCAGGCACCAUUCAAGAAAAGUGAACGAGGCGAGAAAUUGGUUUUCAUUUUUCGCUUUUCGCUUUUCGCUUUUCGUCAAGACAACUUUCGAGAGUCGCAUCUUCUUGGGGAAACAUUUCAUUCAUCCUCCCCGAUACGCCCGUGGAGAUAUCAAAAAGCGGUCAACUGAGAAAAUGUGCAAAAUUGCUUGGCGAACAAUGUAUCUGUCGACAACUUUUUGAUAUCUUAACCGGACGCUUUUCAAAGCUUUAUAAGUCCGAAGUCAAUCGACCAUUAGAGCCAUUAGAGACUGCACGGUCUCCAGAGCUACAAUAUGGGCGUGGCCUCGGCGGCCAAAUGGCGUUUUCAUGAAUUGGGCAGGUUUUCUCUGAUUUUUGUGCUCAAAGGCGAUGUCAAAUGAUUGUUCGACAUGAAAACACACUAAUUCUCACAGAAUUAAUGACGUUUUGGCGCAUUUUUCGUGGAUUUUGCUUUUUCGCCUUCGCCGCCGAUCGCCGCCUAAAGACCGCACUUCUGAUUUUGCGCUUUCUUGUCCGUUUUCAGACAGAAUUGGUUUUGAGAAUGAUAAAUCACGUAAAUACAAGCAUUUUGAGCGCUCGAACCGCGAAAAUUACCGAAAAGCAACUGAAAUUCACGCAGUUUCAGCGAAAAACCUUCAAACGGAUAAAUGUCAUUUACGACUUGACCAAAUUCAACGCUCUUGCGCUUAAAAAAUUCGUAAUGGCCUAUAUAAUCGGUCUAUCGAGAGACAAAUGAGAAAUUAUCGGUUUUUCGUGGCUAAUCUGGCAAAAAACACAAAUUUUGCAGUUAAAAUUUGAAAUUCGCCCCAAUGUGGGGCGCACUUGCGCCCAUUGUCAGCUCUGGAGACCGUCGACUGUUCAUAGUUAAUUUUCGAUAGAACGCUCAACUCGGCCGGACCCGAUGUAAAACUAAAAGUGUUCUGCCAUCUAUUUGUUGUCCUUUCGGCCAUCGGAACGUCUGCGCGCGAUUACUCAUGUCCGUCUGCCGCCUUUCCGGAUUGUUGACAAAGCGUGCGAUACUUCAGUCAGGUCAUCUUUCACAUUUUUCUGUUCAGCGCCGAAACACACACACACAUACUGUUUUCCCCCCACUUUUUGUCUUCUUUUUCAGACUUUUCCUCCUCCUCCUCCUCCUCCUUCUCCAAAUGUCCUAUUACGGUGGUUACGGUGGGUGCGGCGGUGGAAUUCUCGGAUCGGUGCUCGGCUUGGCCGGAGGAGGUGGAUACGGCGGCGGCUACGGUGGUUACGGGUGAGUUGCCGUUUCGCAACCGGAGAUUUCGCAACCAUGUCCCAUUUUCAGACGGUGCGGCGCCGACAACAUCCUCUACCGCUGGCGUUGUUGCGAUUACAGUCCGUACGAGUGUUGCAUCCAACUCGAGACUUGGGUCGUGUAAGUCCCUUCCUUCCUUAAACAAUAUAUUCAAACCAAACCCAGCGUGUUCAUCGUCAUCUUCAUCAUCGGCUUCUUCGUCUGCCUCUGCGCUUGCCUCGCCGGAUGUGUGUGGUCUGCUCGUAAUCGUCAAUGA